Molecule: messenger RNA, 3179 nt
Organism: Saprolegnia parasitica CBS 223.65
Lineage: Eukaryota; Oomycota; Saprolegniomycetes; Saprolegniales; Saprolegniaceae
Exons: 5
Coding region: 1-2961 (986 amino acids)
Molecular function (GO): protein binding
Source: RefSeq, a predicted model, not a curated record
AUGGAGCUGCGAGUCGCCGACGCACCGCCGAGCCCCGCGGCGUUGCAGAAACUGCAGCGCAAGAGCGUCUUUCGACGGCAGUCGAUUCAAGAUGUCUCGCUGAGCUCGGAGCGGCUCUUGUUGCAGCAUGAGCUUGCACAGAUGAUGCAAGUCGAGGUCCCGUGGGGAGCGGGGCCGCUUGGACUAACGCUCGUCAGCGAAAACGGACGAACAGUUGUGAAGGCGUCGACAUGCGUUGAAGUCAACGCAGGCGACGUUCUUCUGGCGGUCAACGGUCACUCGGUGCUCCAGCGCGACUACGCCAGCGUCAUGCAGCUCUUGCGCUCCGUGCCGAGACCAGCAUCGCUCACAUUCGCCCGCAGCUCUACACAGGGCGUCGACGACUCCGAAUCCUCGUUGCUGGCGUCCGAUGAAGUGUACCAGACACUCGUAUCGCUCUUGGCGGACGCCCACGACCGCGAUGUCACCUCGUCCAUUAUGUCGAUUGCGUCUGGCGACUCGAGCCUUUCGUCGCUGGCCUACUGUCGCUGCCCCCACUGCUCGACAGAGACGGCCCUCGAAGCUUCGCUUACCUCGAGCGAAGCCACACUCGAAGUGGCGACGAUGACCAGCCUUGAAGACCAGCUUAGCAGCUUCGUAAUGACCGAAAGCACGGACGUGGCGACCAUGACAACAACGUCGCUAGCGGGCAGCCCACGGCCAAAAGCACCGCCCGCGCGAUGGCAAAACCUCUUCAACAUCCGACCGAGCGCCAAGUCUCCACAAGACUCGACCUCAAUUGAACGUCCACCGUCAUCGACACCCAAUCCACCGACGCCGCUAUCCUCCUCAACCACUGCCGUCGUUGCUCAACAGCCGACUCGGUCAGCUUCCGCAGAGAAAGGAGCCCCGUCAACCCAACCACUGUACCUGCCGGUGCACUACCAUGUCGCCGGCGUCGUUUCACCUCCUGCCGCAGCGUCAGCUCUCACGCCACUUCCGCCUGCGCCAACGGUCAUCGCGCCCGUGGCGGCCGCACAGCCACUCGGGUUUGGUAACUUCGUCGACUUCGUCAUCUCGGGCUUCACGGGUGGCGGUCACACCUCAGCACCUGCUGCUAAAAAGCCGAAGACCAAGACACCAAAGGACCCUGCACCAGCGGUAACAGGCUACUACAAAGUGCGCUGGCGCCAAGGCACUCUCGGCCUGACGUUGAAGCACGUGGACGCUCGACUGCUUGUGACACAGGUGGGGACGCCGCCCGCCGACUUGGCGUCGAAAUUUGCGGUCGGUGACGAGCUCGUGGCCAUCAAUGGCUUUGAGACCGCGCGCAUCGGAUACCAGCAGUCGAUCCACUUUCUCCAAACUCUGCCCAAGCCGAUCCGUCUCGAGUUCCUUCGCGCUUCAGCGGCUUCGGACGCCAGUCGACAUGUGGCGCGUAAAGGUCGGUGCAGCAAGUUUGUAUCCACCUCGCAGCACUCGUGCUCCAUCCCCAAGUCCCGACCGUCGGAGCCCAUGACGCGGCUGUCCAACCUUUUCGACUACGGCAAGCGCCGAGCGUCGCUGGACGACCUUGCACCAGCUCCAGCGAUCGACGUCAAGGCCCAGGUCGAGCCGAACGAGUCCGAGAAGCGCCACCCCGCGCUGGAGAACGCUCUUUUACUUCGCACGUCGAUUUCGAUCGCAUCAACGACCUCCACCGACUCGGCGCGCUCCAACAUGGCGUACAUUACGUACAUGGCCAAGUGGAACGACAAGAGCCUUGGCUUGCUUAUCAAGAACCACCGCAACAAAAGCAUCGUCAAGGGCAAGACAGAGGCUGCGGACGCUAAAUGCAACCCGGACCUGCGCCAGAUCCAGCACGGCGACGAGCUCAUCGGGAUCAACGAGCACUCGACGAUCGACAUUGGCUUUGAGGCGACGAUGGCCCUGCUCAAGAACAUUGUGAAACCUGCGAUCCUCUCGUUUCGGCGCCAGAUCCGCGAGGUCCACUCCAACAACGACGACAGCUUCACCUCCAACGCUGCGUCGCUGCGCCUAACAGACGUCCCGAUGGCCGCGACAUCGGUCGAAUACGCUAUGACACCACCGCCACCGACGCCGCCAGUUGCAACCAGUGUGAGCAUCCCGAGCAAUGCAACAACUCUCCCGAGCAAGUUUCGCAGCGGCCCCGAGGUACCUCAGCCAACGGCGGCCGACUUUAUUGAUACGGCGCCGCCCAUGACUCGCACCAAGUUCCAUGGCAUCGACGCCGUACCGGAACCGUACUGGAGCGAUGGUCUCCGCGAUGACUACAAUGAUGAUGACGACGGGGCCCGCGACAGUCUCUUCGACUACGACCCGCAGCAGUACGCCAUGAUUUCGAGUAACCGGUCGAGUUUGCCGCCCUUGUCGACGUGCCGAGCGACACACGUCAAGACGGGCGAAAGCGUUGUGCCGAUGCUCAUGUCGUCGCAGUCGUACGAUGUCGACGACGACGCGAGUGCGUGCAAGAGCGAAUUCAUUCCGCUCUCGAUGGACCACCGCGACGGCGCGCACGUGUUUACGCUCGUCCAGUGGUACGGCGAGCCGCUUGGCAUCGCUUUGCACAAGAACAGCGCGAACCAGCUUGCCGUGCUCUUCUGCACGGGCGAGGGCAUUGCAGCUGCGGUCAGCUGCAUAUCUGUCGGCGACGUACUUGUCUCGAUCGCUGAGGUGCCGAUGAAGCGCUUCACGCUGCCGGCGUGUAUCGACUUUCUACAGGCAGCUCAGAAGCCUGUUUCGCUGCUGUUUCAGCGCCUCGAGCACAUUGCUGGAGACGGCUGCGCGAAGUCUGCGCAACCGCAGGUUUCCCGGUACGAUCUGGCAGCCUGCAUCGAAAACACAAGCUCUUGCUCCGUCAGGAAGGUCCCUCUGAGAUUACGAUUGAGUGGGACGGUGACGAUGUCUGGGGCUUGCAAUUCAAGCACUACUACGUCCAGAAGGCUACCGUGCUUGUCGUGAGCAAGACCACAAAGCUGCGCAACGUCCGCGCCGGGGACCGCCUUGUGGCCAUUAACGGUGUGCCCGUCGACGAGAUCGGUGUCUUCGUCGCUAUGCAGCAGCUCCUCGCCCGCACACCCACACACCUCACAUUUCAAUGCCACGCCCGGGACUGGAUGGUUUAGCAACAGCUCUUGUACUAAAACACGAAAACAUUAAUCUAACAUUCUGGUUCUGAC